UAUAUGAUUUCCUAUACAUGUUAUCAUAUAUUAACUACAGGUUCACAUUCAGUUAGAUAUAUCCGCCUAAAUAGGAAGUUUAAUUUACAACAAACUGGAUGUGUGAGCUAUUCGGAUAAACAGAAAUGUCCGAUCGAAACAGCUACGCUACAGCAUGGGACUGGGGUGAGUGCACUAAAGAUUACGUGGACACGUUCCUGACCUCUGAACCAGAUGGGACGUUUCUAGUGUUUAAAACAAAAGGUUCGACAGGUUUUACUCUGGCUAUCAGAAUUAAUGGAAAGAACAAAUUUGUAGAGAUAUUGCAUGAAGACGACCUGUUUGGUUUUAGUGAACCUUUGGGUUUCGAGAGUUUAAACGACGUCCUGGAUGCGUAUAACUGGUCCCCACAAACAGGAAAUACACUCAUCUAUCCUGCAAUUAGAUCCGAUUCCCCCCUACAUCGAACAAAUUCACGGAGUUCCCAGUUAUCAAUGCAAGACUUGGACCCAUUAACUCUCCUCAUGGACUUACGUUGUGCAGCAAGUUUGAAGAUGAAAAAAGAUGAACGAUAUGCCGCCAUACAAGACGAACAUGAAUCUCUGGAAACGAAGCUACAAGAAGUCACCAAUUCGUUAGAUGCAAUCAACAUCCUCAUCAAAAUGAUUGAAGCACAAAUUGAAAAGAGUAAGAAUGUGAAAUUCCGAUCAUCUAUUCGUUCACAGGCGUCUGAAGCAUUUGAAAGUAAUUUUCGGGAGCUCACUUUGAGGCUUUCAGAUUUAAAUAGCGAGAAACGUCAAUUAACUGAGACCGUAACUGACAUACAACAAGAGACAAACACAGUCGAAAAAGAGCGGACGUUCAUUUACAAAGACAUGCAGCAGACGACACAAGAAAUAAGUACAAUCAGGAGCACACUACUCAAAAGAUAUCCACACUUGGAGACAUUUUUGGACUGGCUGCUGAAUGAGGACAACCAAUGUACCAGGAACAUAACAGUUUCAAGUAUUGAUAAAUCAACUGCUGAAAACAUGUUAAAAUCGAGUAAUGAUGGAACAUUUGUUGUCCGGUAUUGUAACACAGAUGCUGAUAAGCCCUUUAUCAUUAGCGUUCGCUACCAAGGGUCAACAUACCAUUUUCCUGUACUUAAGCACGGGGAUCGUUUUGGACUAGAAGAGAGCACGUGCAUUUUCACAAGUGUUGACGAACUUGUAAACUUAUAUUCUGAAGUUUCACUGUCUAUUCACAACAGCAGAUAUGGUACAUUAAAACUGUGUGACCAUUUAUUUUGUUGAAUGAUUUAAACAAACUUGACAGAUUGUACAGUACUCGUAUUGCACUUUUAAAAUUGUUUACUUGUUUUGAUCAAUAUUUUUUUCAAAAUAAUGUGUAUUUUAUUCUCCUUACAUACAUUUUAUACAAUCAUCUUUAAAUGACACCAGUCAGUAUCCAAUAUUUGUUUCUUUCAAUGUGCAUCUUUAUUAUCAUUUUCAUACAUGUAUAUGGUAUUAAAACGAUACAACGUGUAUAUAAAUCAUUUUUCAACAUGAAAUAAUGUAUAUUUAAAUUGCGUCCUUCCACAUCGUUUUUUGGACACCUAUGUCAAAGUCAUGUUUAUUCUUAUAUCAAUAAAUUAAACUAUGUAGAUUUAUGGGAACUAUUUAUGUAUCCUCAACGUAUAAAUAUUCGUAUCAGUCAAUGCCUAUAAGCUUUAUUUAACUAUACACUAACCACUGACCUAUUGCAUUGUCCACCAGUUUUUGUUUAUGUAUAAAUUGAAUGUGUUCUAGUGUUACAUUCGACAUUUGUUAAUAGAAUUAGUUUGGAAUAAAUCUGUUUAGAUUUUACAAUGAG
Messenger RNA from Ruditapes philippinarum (Manila clam), 1833 nucleotides. Its product is annotated as phosphatidylinositol 3-kinase regulatory subunit alpha-like. Gene Ontology annotation, cellular component: phosphatidylinositol 3-kinase complex. Gene Ontology annotation, biological process: phosphatidylinositol phosphate biosynthetic process. The coding region runs from base 126 to 1274 and encodes 382 amino acids. The record is from RefSeq and is a predicted model, not a curated record. The transcript is spliced from 8 exons. Gene Ontology annotation, molecular function: 1-phosphatidylinositol-3-kinase regulator activity. NCBI's taxonomy places the organism in Eukaryota, Metazoa, Mollusca, Bivalvia, Venerida, Veneridae.